This is a messenger RNA of Colletotrichum fioriniae, 495 nucleotides long. RefSeq lists its product as uncharacterized. Lineage: Eukaryota; Fungi; Ascomycota; Sordariomycetes; Glomerellales; Glomerellaceae. The record is from RefSeq and is a predicted model, not a curated record.
AUGGACUUUGUGAAUGGGAAGAGCCUUAACUCGCCGUUUGCCGCUCACAUCAUCAUCGGCUCCUCAACUCUGGCCCUAUCCGAGCCUCGUAUCGACUUUAUGGAGGUCUUUUCUUUGGGGUUGGACGACAAUCAGGAUGAUGACCCGAGCUUCCCUGGCCGCCUUGCGCUGGAAGAGCUCGACAAUAGUAAAAGGCCUCCCGACGUUCUCGUCAUCCGCGAAGGUAAUUCUACACGUCGGCCUACUUCUAAGGAUCAGCACUACCAGAGGAACAUGGAGGAACUGGAGUUCGCGUCACUACCAGUUAUUCGGGAGACGGCAACAUCGCCGGCCACGGCAGAAGCUGCCGCUACUCCGUCCACCACCAGCAGCUCCCCGGAGGCGAGCAUCCAGGUGCCCGCGUCGCUGAGCUAUGCUUUGGAGCUUGCCGCUGAGAUCUCGGAUGCUGUGAGAUCUAUCAUCACGCCUGCUCCUAGACAUUACCCUACCAUGUAG